AUGGUUUGGUUUACGUCUUUCUUAUUUAUUGUACUGGCUGUUCCUGUAAAUUGUGAUGUAUUUCAGGAUAAUACGGUCAUUUCCGAUGAAUUCCCAGGAGAGCCUCCAUUGUCACGAAAUGUCUUCAGGCAACUUUUGAAUCAAGAAACUCUCAUUCGAAUGUCUCUCGUGAAGAAUGUUCAAAGUCUGAUGCAGGACAUGGUUACACAGAAGGAGAUGAUGUUGAAGCUUCAAAGUAGCAUGGAAAAAAUGGCUCUAAUUCUAGAAGAACAGAAUAAAACGAUAGAAACAAGAUUGUCAUCGCUUAAUACGGAUAACCAAGAAACCAACAGAAGGAUUGUACAACUAGAAGAAGAGGUUAAAGAUCAGAACCUUACAGAUGGAAGACUUGACCUGGAGCUGACAAAUGUCAUCAAUAUCCAGCAAAGUCUUAAAGAAGAGUUAAAACUCACUGUCGAGGAAUUAAAGAGGAACGCUUCUGAUGCUAUGUCUGACGUAAAAGUGGAAACGCGGCUCCUGUCCAUGAGUGUUAUGGAUCUUGAUCAGCGUGCAGAUGAUGUAAAGAAGCGUUUAAAUGACUUCAACAAAAGUGUGCCUCAGCUAUUUGAGAAAUAUCAAAUAGUAACACAAAGAGUAGGAAAUCUGUUUACUAACUUAUCAGUGUCUUCUGACCAAGAGCUGAAUGAAAUAAAGUCGGAUCUAAAGAAAACACAGAAAAAGCAGCUCAAACUGUCCGCAGCAGUUCUUUCUUUAGAAUGGUUUAGAAAUAAUGCGUCCAAAGGGAAUUGUGAGUUAACAAAGUUAACCAAUGUAUCAAAAAAGGUUGGGUUUACGGAUGGUCUUCGUUCCUCCAACAGUGGCUGGUCUUCUGAUAAACUGGUCUUCACUGAAGAGAUCUACAAUUAUGGUGGCGGCUACGAUUCUUCAUCCGGGGUAUUCACAGCGCCAGCCUCUGGUGUUUAUGUGUUCUUUGUCUCCCUUACGUCGUAUGAACACUCUAGCGUCCUUGUUGAUAUUGUGGUCAAUGGUACCUCCAAAGUUAGAGCCAGAGCAAAUGGAGGGAGAGACACUACUGACUACGACUACUUUGAAUACCAGUACCAGACGGGGACGAACAUGGUGGUGACUUCACUAGAUCGUGGGAAGAAAGUGUGGGUGGAAUGUCAUUCUGGUGCGGGCUACUACUCCGAAACUGUCCCAGUCAGCACUUUCUCAGGCUUCAUGAUCUAAAGUCAACGAAAUAAUUAUGAUGUAGACGGAGGUGUCAAUAUACGGCAGUUAUUAUAGUUGUACAUCGCAUUUUCUUUUUAUGUCAAAUACGUUUCACCAGUUUAUUGUUUUUUUUUUCUCACAUUGUACUAAUAAACAUUUGAAUAUC
Saccostrea echinata is the source of this 1378-nucleotide messenger RNA. RefSeq names its product multimerin-2-like. The coding region runs from base 1 to 1230 and encodes 409 amino acids. The record is from RefSeq and is a predicted model, not a curated record. Gene Ontology annotation, molecular function: protein binding. NCBI's taxonomy places the organism in Eukaryota, Metazoa, Mollusca, Bivalvia, Ostreida, Ostreidae. The transcript has 3 exons.